UCCAGGAGGUAUGCCAGUGCCUGAGGUGGCGUCUAACAUUGCCAGUGCUGCCGCCAUGUUGAGCCCCGUCCUCAACGCCUCCAACGGAGAUGGAUCCGAGUCCGAAACCACCUCCGCCAUCCUCGCCUCCGUCAAGGAGCAGGAGUUGCAGUUUGAACGUCUGACCAGGGAGCUGGAAGCAGAGCGGCAGAUCGUUGCCAGUCAGCUGGAGAGAUGCAAGCUUGGCUCUGAGACCGGAAGCAUGACUAGUAUCAGCUCAGCAGAUGAGAAAUUUCGCUGGAACAACCAAGAUGGACACAAGGAUAUCGAGGAGGAGCUGACGACAGGCUUGGAGCUGGUGGACUCCUGCAUCCGAUCGCUCCAGGAAUCAGGCAUCUUGGACUCGCAGGACACUAUUGGAGACAGACAAGGACUUCUGUCCCAAAGCGCUUUGCAGCUCAACCACCAGGAUGCCUAUGCAGCAGCUGGUUACCAUAGUAACCACGGUCUUGCACUUGGGGAAUCGGUCAUGGGCCGUGGCGGGCAGAUUGGAGGGGCUGUUCACAGCUACAACCAGGUGACAUCCAGCCGUGCAGCUGCCCACUUAGUGGGAACUGACUCUCCCUCCCAGUCACAGAGAGACUCAUUUGCCCAUGGCAGCGCCUUCCACAUGCCCGCUGAUGGAUCUUCACCUGGCGGACCACCCAUGUAUUACUCCUGUGCCACUUUGCCCGCACAGCGUGUGAGCUCCCCUCUACAGGCGAUGGGAUCCCCCACCAAGCUGCAGCGCCUGGGAUCAGCGUCCUCCGACAUGCCCAGUUACGCCACGCUACAGAGGGUGUCCUCGCCCAAACAGUCCCCAAACCGGCUCGCCAAGUCCUACAGCACUUCAUCGCCCAUCAACAUGGUUGCAUCGGGUGCCGCUGGCUCCUCCUCCCCGCUCCCCAUGACAGCCUCCCCAGGGAACCACAGCUCGUCGCCCAUCCACCAGCUCAGCUCAGUGGUGGGCAGCUACGCCACCCUGUCGCCCACCAAGCGCAUGCUGCAUCACAUAGGACCAGACGGCUACAAGAUUUCCCACGAGCUGUACGCCAACGCAACCCUGCAAAGGCCUGGUAGCCUGGCAGGUAGAGGCUCCAGAGGUUCCUACAGCAGCCAGCUCAGCCAGCUCAGCCAGCUCAGUCACCUGGGCGCUGAGCUCCGACCCCUGCAGUCCCCUGAACACCACAUCGACCCUAUCUAUGAGGACCGAGUCUACACCAAACCCAACCUUAGAGGACAAGCCCCGUCUUCCCCUGGUGUCGACCCAAUCCCCUUGCAGCGAACAGGAAGCCAGAGCGCCGCGGGAACCUUUCAGAGAGGCAGCUUUGCCGCAGGAGGUGGGGCUGCUGACUAUGGAAACCCGUACCGCACUCUGCAGUUCUGCCCAUCCACCGAAUCGCCUUACAGCAAGUCGGGCCCAGCACUCGCCCCUGAGGCCACCCUAGGCCGGUCUCCAUCGGUGGACAGCAUCCAGAAGGACCCAAGGUACGACCCAGAAUUCCUUGUGUGGAAUCAAAAUCAAGCCGAGCAAAGAAUGACAAAGUAA
Notothenia coriiceps (black rockcod) is the source of this 1567-nucleotide messenger RNA. Its product is annotated as catenin delta-2-like. The record is from RefSeq and is a predicted model, not a curated record. Gene Ontology annotation, cellular component: plasma membrane; adherens junction; postsynaptic density. The transcript has 11 exons. Lineage: Eukaryota; Metazoa; Chordata; Actinopteri; Perciformes; Nototheniidae. Gene Ontology annotation, biological process: cell-cell adhesion; dendritic spine morphogenesis. The coding region runs from base 11 to 1567 and encodes 518 amino acids.